This is a messenger RNA of Eremothecium sinecaudum, 483 nucleotides long. RefSeq names its product ribosome biosynthesis protein LTO1 (gene LTO1). NCBI's taxonomy places the organism in Eukaryota, Fungi, Ascomycota, Saccharomycetes, Saccharomycetales, Saccharomycetaceae. The coding region runs from base 1 to 483 and encodes 160 amino acids. The record is from RefSeq and is a predicted model, not a curated record. The transcript has a single exon.
AUGGAUAUUGAUUCACUAAUAAACCUUGAGGAAUUGAAUUAUAAAGCGGGAUAUGAGAAUGGGAGGCAAGAAGGCCUGCUGCAUAAUUUGGUAGAGGGUAAGCAAUUUGGUCUCCAAGUAGGUUUUCAGCGAUAUGUGAUGCUAGGACAAAUAAAAGGAAUAUGUACAGCAAUAGCCAGUAUAGUAAGUGAAGCUUCUAUUAAAAAGAAUAUAAAUACAGUGCUGGAAAUGAUUGAACAAACUCCUAUGGAUAACGAGCCUCAAAAUGUGGAGGUUUAUGAGGCAUCUCUUGUAAAGAUCAGAAAUAAAUUCAGGUUAAUACUGAUGUUGGUGAACAGGAAUUGGAAAAAGGAGGAUAAUAAUGGCAUCUCAUUUGAAAGUGUUGAAUCUUUGUACAAAAUUGUUUCUGGACAACUAAAAGCUGCACAUGUAAAUACUGAAGACCAUUCCAACCUAAUACUUCAAGAUAAUGACGACUGGUAG